GAUGAUGCUACAGCGAAUCGACGAUUAGCGACGAAGCUCGACAGGAAAGACUGGGAACGCAAUCAGGAUGCCACGGCGCCGAAAGUCGAGCGGCGACUCCAACUCCUCUGUGAGCUCUUCCGGCCUUCAGGAGAAGCCCCUUCAGAGGAACGCCGCCAACGCGCGGGAGCGGACCCGCAUGAGGAUACUCAGCAAGGCGUUCACACGACUGAAGACGACGUUGCCGUGGGUGCCCUCGGACACAAAGCUGAGCAAGCUGGACACGCUGCGGCUGGCCUCCUCCUACAUCAAACACCUGGCGGCCCUGCUCGAGUCGGAUCCCGACAGUCUCGGCGACAACGUCUACCCCCACCCGGCGCUGAUGAGCUGGCCAUACACCGCCCAAAAGGCCUGGUCGGAGCAGGCAGCCGCCCAGCCGGAGGUCAGCCGAGGUCAAGGUCAGCCUCAGGGUCUGGCAGCUCCGAGUUCGCAGGAGGAGGCGGCGUUUGCUCCGGUGGAGUACGCCUGUUACGGCGGCGCUCAGUACGACACCAACUACAACUGCCUGCGGUAGAGGAGACGAUGGAUCGGAACACGGACAUAGGAACAGUGCUGUGGCUGGAGAAAGGUGCUGGAACAGUCUGGAGAUCGACGUUAGCUGAUGGCUGCGGCUCUAAGGUGCUAAUGAAGAUAUGGAACGCAUGCAGUGUUCAAAUCAUUGAUAAAUAUGUAAGAUGCAAUUGCACAUGCAUGAUGUUCAAUUAAUUGACAGUGUCCCGCUAAGAUAGUGCAACCGUGCCUAAAAUGAAAUAGCACGUAUAUACUUAGAGAUUCCCAUUAAAAAAUUGAAUGGUAUCGUAGCCAUCAAAUGAAAUCAAUUAAAUUAUGCGGCUUAAUUUCAACCAUAUAAAUAGGUACAUUAAAUGUAGUCACGUUAGUAAUUGAAAAGUCAAUACGGUGACAAGCAAUACCAGCGUAGAAAACUAAACAAAAUCGAGUAUUGAACAAAGUGUGUCUUUUGUAGACGAAAAGACGGUUUUUAGAAUGCUGUGAGGAAAACUUUCCUUGUCGCACGAGUGUGAAACUGAACUAUAUAUUAUCUCUCUCUUGUUAACCCGCGCCCUGGUGGGGGGGGGGGCUAUUUUUUGCCCCCCCCCCCUCCAGACUUUUCGAUAUAUCUCCAGAACCGCUGCGCCAAUCGCCACCAAACUUUCAGUACCCUCUCGGACAUCAAUUUUACACAUCGUGACCAAAAUUUUUCCAAAGGCUAUGAUAGGUUGGCUGGAAAUGACGUCAGAGUGACGUCAUGUUCUGCCGUUUUCGACCAAAAAAAGGGUUUCGAGGGAAGAGCUGUCAGGCCUAUAGCUUUGCAAAUACAGAAAAACGACAAGACAUAAAAUAUGUAAAAUUGACAGGGCUACAAAACUGCUAUCUCGGAUUUUUGAAAUUUUUGGAUUUUGACCCCCAAAAAUCAAAAAAUAGAUUUUUUGAAUAUAAUAACCGAAAAAUCCAAAAAGUUUUUGGAGUUUCGCAAAAAUCGGAAUAUAUAUGAUAGUCCUUACCGCCUUCUAUCCACAUACCAAAUUUGAGAUUGAUACCUCAUUUUUUGGCGAAGUUAUAGCGAAAAAAACUGUUCAAAAUUGAUGACGUCAAAUUUUCAAACUCAAUUUUUAGCAAUUCUAGACCCCGUAGCGCAAAACAAAGACCACCAUUAGACUCCCCGUGACGAGCUGCAUCGAAUCAAUACCCAUUUUGUGCAAAACUAUCAACUUUAAAAUUUGACCUUUCUUGACCUGACCUUGACCUGACCUUCACCAGAAAGUGACCUAAGCCGUACCUGAUAGUCUUAUAACCAACACCAUUGAGUUGGAAAUGAAAAAUUGGCCAUAAAACAUGCAUCGCACAACCUAAGUACCUAAUGUUAGGUUCAUGUGACCUGACCUCUGGGCUCUGACCCUUGGUGACCUGACCUGUGACCUGACCUGGUAUUGUCAGUGACCUCUUAUAGCAACAUAUGUACUAGGCAACUGACGCCCUAUCGCUGAUUCUCGACAAAAUGCGUUUUCUUCGGUGUUAUAGCGCAUUCCCUAGAUGACCCGUGAACGGUGAAACAUGUCAUCUUUGACCUGACCUGUGACGUCAUCGGUGACCCCGAGGUCAAUGAAAUUUGGUUUCCCUCAACAAAUUUGACAGGCCUUUCGAACGCCGUUUGAAUUUUGAGGAUCCGUCAAGUAGUUUCGGAGAUACGAGGGGGGGCAAAAAAUAGCCCCCCCCCACCAGGUCGCGUUAUAAACAGACCCCACCAGGGCGCGGGUUAAAUAUUCGCCCUUAUGGACGAAGAAUAGAUCGGAGUCAAUGCACGUUGUGAUCGUAUGUAAAGCAUCGUCAUUCAUCGAUUGGGUAAUGGGUACAUGAGCCGAAUGACAUGGCAGCCGCAGCUAUAAGUGCCGGCUCAUUCAACAUGGAGCUGCCGCCGACCUGUGUCAUGCAUUGGAAUUUCAUUCUCGGAGUAAAUAACUUUUUCAGUUUUCGCUUAAAGCUCUAUUAAGCCAUGUGAAUGAAAAGCACUGUCUGAUUUUAGACGCUGCAUUUGAUGUAUUUUCAUUGGCUAUUUGGCCUCAAUACACAUUCGUUUUCUUGUACAUACUU
Amphibalanus amphitrite is the source of this 2628-nucleotide messenger RNA. RefSeq names its product transcription factor 21-like. Gene Ontology annotation, molecular function: protein dimerization activity; RNA polymerase II transcription regulatory region sequence-specific DNA binding; DNA-binding transcription factor activity, RNA polymerase II-specific. The record is from RefSeq and is a predicted model, not a curated record. Gene Ontology annotation, biological process: developmental process; regulation of transcription by RNA polymerase II. The transcript has 4 exons. Bases 68 to 553 code for a protein of 161 amino acids. Lineage: Eukaryota; Metazoa; Arthropoda; Thecostraca; Balanomorpha; Balanidae.